AUGUGUGUGAUAAAUGAUCUACAAUUUAAUUGUUUUUCUGUUUACAAGCAGCUGAUUAAAUCCACAAAUGGAACAACAGAUCAACAGAUGACUCAAGGAGGAUCAAAAAAUUAUUGUUUAUCGAAUCAGGAAACUUUAAGCUUCAGUAAAGCGAGGCUGUGGUUAAAUUCAUUUGAGAUACAAAAUGCACAAGAAACUUUCAUAAUAAAGUUAUCAAUUUAUGAUAGCUUCAACAUCCUCACGGAAUCUAAACUAUUUCCUUUACUUUUGUCUGAGCUUAACACAUGUGGCUUCAAACUUACUCAGACGUAG
Molecule: messenger RNA, 312 nt
Organism: Clunio marinus
Lineage: Eukaryota; Metazoa; Arthropoda; Insecta; Diptera; Chironomidae
Source: the annotation of a GenBank genome assembly